Molecule: messenger RNA, 1509 nt
Organism: Salvia hispanica
Lineage: Eukaryota; Viridiplantae; Streptophyta; Magnoliopsida; Lamiales; Lamiaceae
Product: homeobox-leucine zipper protein ATHB-5-like
Biological process (GO): positive regulation of DNA-templated transcription
Cellular component (GO): nucleus
Molecular function (GO): DNA-binding transcription factor activity, RNA polymerase II-specific; sequence-specific DNA binding
Source: RefSeq, a predicted model, not a curated record
GAAUAGCCAGCUGGGCAGUGACACAGUCUACUGAUCCACACCCCCCAUAUUUUUCUUUCCUAUUCUUCAACUGAUUGAGUAAUCAUGUGGAGAAACAUGGUAGAGAGCAAGCAUUUGCUUAUUACUUGUGGGUUUGUGUAAAAAAAAGGUUUCCGUUUUCUUGGGCUUUGGGUUGGUUUCAUGGGUGCAGAAGUAGAGGAAAAGGAGAGAGAUGGAGUUUUGAUGACAGGGAAAAAGCUGCACAGUUGCAAUUAUAUCACAUGCAUACAAAACUGUGCUUCUUGGGAUUGUUGUCUUUCAUGGGAGUUUGUUUGCCAUUUCUUGUAAUUCCCAACUCAAAAAACACACACUUCCUUUCACUCCUUUAAAGCUGGUGGUUUUACAAGAGAGAUCUGAGAAAUAGACUAGUAUUAGUGUUAAGUUAACAACUGUGUGUGAGUUUUGAUAAUCAAGAAUGAAGAGACUCAGUGAUGAUUCAUUGGGUGGCUUGAUGUCCAUCUGUCCCAACACUACAGAUAUGUACGACGCGAGGGAGUUCGAGUCGAUGCUGGAGGGACUGGAGGAGGAGGCGGGGCCUGCGGCGGCGGCGGAGAAGAAGCGGAGGCUGAGCGUGGAUCAGGUGAAGGCGUUGGAGAAGAAUUUCGAGGUGGAGAAUAAGCUGGAGCCGGAGAGGAAGGUGAAGCUGGCGCAGGAGCUAGGGCUGCAGCCGCGCCAGGUGGCGGUGUGGUUCCAGAACCGCCGCGCGCGCUGGAAGACGAAGCAGCUCGAGAGAGACUACGGCGGCCUCAAAGCCAGCUACGACAGCCUCAAGCUCAAUUUCGAGCGGAUCCAACACGACAACGAAUCGCUACUCAAAGAGAUCCGCGAGCUGAAAUCGAAGCUCGGAGAAGACGAUGCGGCGGAGGCGAAGCCGGAAAUCGAGAUCUGCGCGGCGGAGGCGGAGGAUCGGGAUCUGGACGGCGGCAGGAAGGAGGAGGAGGAGGCGAGGUGGCCGAGCUCCGGCGAUUUGAAGGACGGAUCGUCGGAUAGCGAUUCGAGCGCGAUCGUGAACGAGGAGAACAACGGAUCGUGGAUGAUGAAGACGGAGGCGGCGCCACAGCUGGUGAAAAUCGAGGAGUACAACUUCUUCGGGGAGGAAUCGUGCAGCACCUUGUUUUCCGACGAUCAAGCGCCGUCGCUGCAGUGGUACUGCAAUGAACAGUGGGAUCGGUGAUCGGGAAAUCGUGUACAGUGAGAUUUGGGGUAAAAAAUGGUGUUGAUUGGGAUGAAGAGAGAGAAUAAGGGUGGGUGAGGUUUCAGAGUUUCACGUGGGGAAGAAGGGAGAGAAAGGGAGGGUGAAAAACAGAGGAUAUAUUGCAGUUGAAAAGGAGUGAACUGAUUUUAACUGUGCUGUAAAUUGUAGUAACUCCUUUUUUACUGUGGCCAGAACUGCUACUGCGUACAAAUUUUUCACCGGGGAUAAAAAUUACUUUCACUGCUGUUAAUUAUAAAUUAUCUUUUCAUCUUCUA